AUGACAAGAGCUCUGAAAAGGAAGAAUACAGCCGAUGAAGCUUUAUUGCCGCCUAUCGCUUCUCUCAAAAGAAAAACGGGCGCAAAAAGAGUCCCGGGACCAGAUAGGGACUCUCCUUGGCAAAAGACUCUGCGCCAGCGUCUUAAUGUGAAUGAUUUGGACCUCCAUAGGUCAUAUGUAACAACUUACCAACCAAAAGCUCGAGCGGCUAGAAGGCUACCAAGGCAAACAAGAUGGAAACACACGGGUAGCAAUCCAUUAACGGAUAUCAAGAGUUUGCCAAUGGGAUGGAAUUCUAAAGAGCCUGAUCUUGACCCUAACAAUAUUGAUGGCCAAAUUUUGAGAUGUCAAGAGAGAAUUGCGGACAACAUUAUGCCCCAUGUUUUUCAGCACAGGCUACGAGAAUAUAAGGCGAUACAAAGCCAUCAAAAGCAAAUGGCACUCAACGAGCCCACAGGAUUGAAAUUAAACACCUAUGAGAGAUUGAAAUGUCUGAGAAUUAUGGAAGAAGAAUGUCAAAGGAAGAGCGAGGACAAAUACUGCCAACUCUCUAAUAUUCAAGCCAUAAUGAGAGCUUACAGGAGCCAUAGAUUGGAAUGGAAUGGCCUAAUUACGUACUGGUCAAAUGGUAUCCAGCUUUGCGAGCCACGACCAUUUGAUUGGGACGAGUUUGAAGCAAUAAACCUUAAACAUGAAGGUCAUAAAGGAUUUUGGACUGAAGGCAUAAGAUUAGCUGUUCGUCUACCAUAUUACGACUGGUGGGAUUCAAUGAUGUUCCUACAUGAUACAGGGGCCAAUAUAAUGAACAUAUAUGACUCCGACUUGAACCUGUUAAUGGGGCCCUUCCGUCCGCCACUCUAUCCGCAGAUACCAGUUGUCGGCAGACUUCGUAUAGAAACUAAUAGCGGAAGUCUGAUAGCUGAUGUCAUCGAGAUUGAGGUUGCCCUCAUGAAUGAACAAGACAGACUUUUGACUCAAUGGACCCGGGUGCCGUGCUGGAUGAAAUCCGGUAUCUAUGUGCCGGGUGAGUCUGUUCCCAGAAUUGAUGGGCCACUGCUUCAGUAUCUGAUGUACCAGUUAACGGUACCUGAUGGCAAGUUUGAUCUUCAUAUAUUCACUUCAAGGCGCUCACUAUUUCCACUACCAACUGCGCCAAGUUCUCACCAUAGACAAGGGCCACCUAUGUCGAAAUAUAGUAUCGAAUUGACCCCAGGCACAACAACAACUACGAGGGAUCCUCCUACCGCGGCAGUUGCGGUCGCUGGUACAAAGUCAAUGCCAUUAUAG
This is a messenger RNA of Penicillium macrosclerotiorum, 1287 nucleotides long. RefSeq lists its product as uncharacterized. Bases 1 to 1287 code for a protein of 428 amino acids. The transcript has 4 exons. The record is from RefSeq and is a predicted model, not a curated record. NCBI's taxonomy places the organism in Eukaryota, Fungi, Ascomycota, Eurotiomycetes, Eurotiales, Aspergillaceae.